UAAUUAUCGAUCAUAAUAAACAAAUAAUAAUUUAUACUGCAAUAAAAAUGCCAGUGUAGAUCCUUUACAUGAUAUACUGGAACGCAAGGACGCAAUGCUUGCUCAGUGUCUAUAAAACUACGGAGCUGGUGCAGCCAUUACUGUUCUAUCUUGCAACCACGAUGAAGUCAGAAUGGUGCCUCAUAUCGUUCAUCGGCCUCAUAAUGGCGAAAGAACAUUAUGAUUACGCAGCAAACCAAAUAGUGGCGUUUCGGGAUAAUAUUUCUCAUCCCGUUGGAAUAUGGACGACUGCAAACGGUAGAAAGAUCAACUAUAAAGAAGCAGGAUCUACCUUGAACAAACGCCUGAUGUCUCAUGAUCUGUUCAUGGAGGUCAUGACAAAAUUUAACAGAGAAAGGGUACCAGUCAGAGUUGCUCACGCCAAGGGAGCAGGAGCCGCCGGUUACUUUGAAGUGACACACGACCUAAAUGAUAUCUGUAUAGCAAAAGUUUUUAGCAAGGUUGGAAAGAAAACUGCGGUAGCGGCUAGGUUCUCACCAAUACUUCAAGAAAUUGGUGGCAUAGACACAUCAAGAGACGCGAGAGGAUUUGCUGUAAAAUUUUAUACAGAAGAGGGUAACUUCGACAUCGUUGGCCUAAACAUGCCUGUUUUCUUGCUACAGGAUCCUCUAUAUUUCCCUAUGUUUAUCCGUUCAAGGAAAAAGAAUCCUCAAACAAACUUGUACGACGCAAACAUGUUUUGGGAUUUUGUAGUGCGUAAUCCUAAAACUCUUUAUAACACUUUAUAUGUUUUUAGUGAUGUCGGGAUACCUGAUGGCUAUAGACAUAUGGCUGGCUUUAGUGUUCACACAUAUCAAGUGGUGAACAGUAAAGGGGAAACAUAUUUUGUAAGAUUCACUUUCAAACCUGACCAAGGAAUUAAGAAUUUAAAUUCAUCGACAGCGCAAUACUUAGCAGCCACUGAACCAGACUACGCAAUUAAAGAUUUGUUUAAUGCUAUAAGUGCAGGCAAUUUUCCUAGUUGGACGGCUUAUGUUCAAGUCUUAAAUUUCUACGAUAUCCAAUGCGCUGGUUUCGAUGUAUUUGAUGUAACAAAAAAUUUACCAGAAGACAAAUAUCCGUUAAGGCCUUUAGGGAAACUUGUUCUAAAUCAGAAUCAAGUUAAUUUUUUCGCUGAAAUUGACCAGCUAGCUUUCUGUCCUAAUAACCUAGUGCCUGGGAUUCUGGGUGCGCCUGACACAUUAUAUGAAGGGCGUCGUUUUGCAUAUGCAGAUGCUCAAAACUAUCGUUUAGGAAAAAAUUACGAGAAUAUUAUUGUUAAUAAGCCUUUUGUGGAAAGGUGGACUUAUAAUCGAGAUGGAAGAGCUCCUGUAAAAUAUAAUUAUGGCAACGUACCGAAUUACUAUCCCAACUCGUAUUAUGGUCCUGUGCCAUAUAAGGAAGACCAUAUUGUUGACUUAGUUGAAAUAUUUGAAGGACCAGGAGAUGAUUUUAUUCAACCACGGGAAUAUUAUACCCACACAUUGUCAUCAGGUGAAAAAGCUAGACUUAUAAAUAAUAUUGUAGAUAGUUUAGUCGGUGUAACUGAUCCAAUUCUAAAAGAUCAUUCUGUAAAAAUUUUGAAAGCAGUGAGCUUAGAUUUGGGUGAAAGAGUUUAUGAAGGGUUAAUGGCAAACCAAACUAGACAUUACUAG
Spodoptera frugiperda (fall armyworm) is the source of this 1694-nucleotide messenger RNA. Its product is annotated as catalase-like. Gene Ontology annotation, molecular function: catalase activity; heme binding. Bases 69 to 1694 code for a protein of 541 amino acids. The record is from RefSeq and is a predicted model, not a curated record. Gene Ontology annotation, cellular component: peroxisome; cytoplasm; mitochondrion. The transcript is spliced from 2 exons. Gene Ontology annotation, biological process: hydrogen peroxide catabolic process; response to hydrogen peroxide. Lineage: Eukaryota; Metazoa; Arthropoda; Insecta; Lepidoptera; Noctuidae.